Penicilliopsis zonata CBS 506.65 is the source of this 153-nucleotide messenger RNA. RefSeq lists its product as hypothetical. The record is from RefSeq and is a predicted model, not a curated record. NCBI's taxonomy places the organism in Eukaryota, Fungi, Ascomycota, Eurotiomycetes, Eurotiales, Aspergillaceae. The transcript has a single exon. The annotation marks the transcript as partial.
GAAGGCCUUAAGUAUUUAUAUUUAAUAAACGGCCUUAUGGAUGUGCUGCUCUGGGUGCCCUAUAAUAACCUAGGUACUCUCUAUUAUGACCUGGGUGACCCUGGUAUAUAUAGCAGGGCGAAUAUUAAAAGGCAUAAAGCUCCUAGGACUUAA